AUGCGCAAUCUUAUUCUGGUCGCAUUCUGCACUUCUAUUGCCGCCGCUAACAAUUCAAUGAAUUGCAAGAGUCAAGGCGAAACGAUUAGUUUUGUGAAGGGGCUCAGACCGCACGUUAUUGAGAGCGUGGAGAAGUUUAUUGGAAGAACGCUUGCAAAAGACACGAUAAUUGGCAUGACAGACGUUACCACGCGUGACGACAAGUAUUACGUGUACAUCACAAUAAAUGAGGAAGAAAAUCCACCGCAAUUCAUUGUGUUCGAAGAUCGAAAUGGGGAGCUGGCAAAUGGUAGACGUUACGAUUUCCAUACAGAAAUGUUUCCUAUCACUCAAUAUUGUCCAAAGAUGGCAAAAAAAUAG
Messenger RNA from Necator americanus (New World hookworm), 360 nucleotides. RefSeq lists its product as uncharacterized. NCBI's taxonomy places the organism in Eukaryota, Metazoa, Nematoda, Chromadorea, Rhabditida, Ancylostomatidae. Bases 1 to 360 code for a protein of 119 amino acids. The transcript is spliced from 3 exons. The record is from RefSeq and is a predicted model, not a curated record.